UGCUGUGGCUGCGCAGUGGAAAUCCGCACCGGGGAGCUGCUGAGGGGCGCCGUUGUCAUGUGAAAGCGCACAUGCUCUGCCAUCCACACGGCACCCCCCUCUCUUCUGCCUCCGCGUGUUUUUGCUGUUUUUUUCUAACGUAACUCCUUUCCUCCUCCUCCCGUGCCCAGCCCCUCGCCGCCGCUCGGCCGCCCAGGCCCCCCCCGCAGAGGCUCCGCCGCGGGCAGUCGCGGGGCGGCCGCCCCGGAGCAGCGCGCCGGCGGCGGGGAGCCCGCGGAGCCGCGCCCCGCGGAGCCGCCCCGGAGGUAUGGUUUUCCCGGCGGAGCAGAACUGCGGCCGCUGCCACCUUCGCGGGUGUUGAGACGGGAUUUGUGCGGUGCGGUUCCUGGGCUCCUAGCUUCAUGACUGCGCGGAGCGGGGAACCAACACCAUGCGAGCACAAAUUGAAGUGAUACCAUGCAAAAUUUGUGGUGAUAAAUCUUCUGGAAUACACUAUGGAGUCAUCACAUGUGAAGGCUGCAAGGGAUUCUUUCGGAGGAGUCAGCAGAACAAUGCAUCCUAUUCCUGUCCAAGACAGAGAAACUGUUUAAUUGACAGAACCAACAGAAAUCGUUGCCAACACUGCCGACUGCAGAAAUGUCUUGCCCUGGGAAUGUCUCGAGAUGCUGUGAAAUUUGGAAGAAUGUCCAAAAAGCAGAGGGAUAGUUUGUAUGCUGAAGUGCAGAAGCACCAGCAGCGACUGCAGGAGCAGCGGCAGCAGCAGAGUGGUGAGGCAGAAGCUCUCGCCAGGGUUUACAGCAGCAGCAUCAGCAAUGGCUUGAACAAUCUGAAUAACGAAACUGGCAGCACCUACUCCAACGGGCACGUCAUCGACUUGCCAAAGUCUGAGGGCUAUUACAACGUGGAUUCUGCCCAGCCCUCCCCAGACCAGUCUGGGUUAGACAUGACUGGAAUCAAACAGAUAAAGCAGGAACCUAUCUAUGACCUCACCUCUGUACCAAACUUGUUUACCUAUAGCUCUUUCAACAGUGGGCAAUUAGCUCCAGGGAUAUCCAUGAGCGAAAUCGAUCGAAUUGCACAGAAUAUCAUUAAGUCUCAUUUGGAGACAUGUCAAUAUACAAUGGAGGAAUUACAUCAGCUAGCAUGGCAGACCCACACAUAUGAAGAAAUAAAAGUUUACCAGAGCAAGACAAGAGAAGCUCUGUGGCAGCAGUGUGCCAUUCAGAUCACCCAUGCUAUCCAGUAUGUGGUGGAGUUUGCAAAGCGCAUAACAGGCUUCAUGGAGCUCUGCCAGAAUGACCAAAUUCUCCUUCUUAAGUCAGGCUGCUUGGAAGUGGUUUUGGUGAGAAUGUGCCGUGCCUUCAACCCACUUAACAAUACCGUUCUGUUUGAAGGAAAGUAUGGAGGGAUGCAAAUGUUUAAAGCUUUGGGUUCUGAUGAUCUGGUAAAUGAAGCAUUUGACUUUGCAAAGAAUUUAUGUUCCUUACAGCUGACUGAGGAGGAGAUUGCCUUGUUUUCGUCUGCUGUUCUGAUAUCACCAGAUCGAGCUUGGUUAAUAGAGCCAAGGAAGGUCCAGAAGCUUCAGGAAAAGAUUUACUUUGCACUUCAACAUGUUAUUCAGAAGAACCACCUCGAUGAGGAGACAUUGACAAAGUUAAUAGCCAAGAUACCAACGAUUACUGCACUUUGCAACUUGCACGGAGAGAAACUGCAGGUAUUUAAGCAAUCUCAUCCAGACAUAGUGAACACACUGUUUCCUCCAUUAUACAAGGAGCUUUUCAAUCCAGACUCAACCACUGGCUGCAAGUGAAGGGGAUAAUAGAAUUUUCACGUAGUCAUGGAAUGCAUCACUAGUAAGACAAAGAGAAAUGUUUUCAUGAAGAAAUUAUUAAAAAUGUCACUACUGCAACACUAGGAAUGUCCUGCACUUAAUAGAAUUAUUUUUCACCGCUACAGUUUGAAGAAUGUAAAUAUGCAACUCUGAGUGGGGAUGUCUUUUUUCUCUUUUGUUUACUUUUCUUUUUUUUUUUAAUUUUUGAACUGACAAUGAAUAUACAAAUAUAGGACACUGGAUGUUACCUUUUUUUUUAAUUUACUUUUAUUGAGGGAUGUUUUGGGAGACAACUGUUCCUAGAAUUUUAUUGUAGAUAUACAUGAUAAUAGAGCAGUACUUUGCAGUAUUACUCUUGCUGUUUAUUGUUAAAAUAUAAUUUAAGAAAAUUCCACUUAUUAGACUGCCUAGUUCUAUGUUUUUAGAUAGUUUAAUGCAUGUGGUAAUUUGUAGCUGUCUUGGAAAUUAUGGUGCAUAUAUGGAAGACACACACACUCACAUAUAUAUACAUAUAUACGUGUAUGUAUGUAUGUAUGUAUAUACAUAUGUAUGCAUUUUCUGCAUACAUGCUGUAACUUAAAAUCACAUGCCUACAUUUAAAGGAUGCUCAACCCAGCUGUCAUGUAUUUCAUACUCUCCAAGUAACAUAUUAGAUUUACUUUGGGCAAUCAAGAUUCUCUUUGCCAGAGUUAAAUUGUCAGCUGCCAAUGUGUAAUGACAGGAUCACUUCUGAGAUGUGUGUAAUGUAGUGCAUGUGUGCUGUGUGUAAAUCAAACAGCAGGAAUGUAUCAAUGGUGCAAAAGCCUUGUCUGGAUGGUUUUAGUGAAAAGAGGAAUAGGAUUGGUUUUUUUUUAAUUUUCUCACUGUUACAGGGAUGGAACAUAUAUAAAAGUGAACAUAGUAGGACCUGAUCUCAGUAAAGUAUCUGAAACAUGGAGUAAAAAUGUAGACAAUCCCGUAUGUACAUUUUUGUGAUUUCACACAUGAUUUUGUUUUAUAUAUACUGCUUUGAAAAGUGGCUUCAAGUCUUGGUUUGUUUUUUGCUGAACUCAUUAGAAAGAUAGGUAGUAAUCUCAGUGAAAACCAUGGCAAGCCUAAAAUGUAUCUCUGAAGAGGAAGGAAAGGAGGGAAGGAGGAAGUAAGUCAAAAGUGAGUGAAAUCCAUGGUUACGACAAACAACAGUGUAAUUGUCACUGUUUCUGAUAGUCAUCAUGGGACUGAUGGUUUCCAUUACACUCAUACAUCUGUGUAUGUUUUAAACACAUGCAUAUAUGUAUGUAUAAAUCUGUAUGUAUAUAAGUGUAUAUAUAUAUGUGCAUAUAUAGGAUUUAUUUUAGAUGCAUUUCAGGAGUGGAGCAAAGGAUUGGAACUUUCUUUUUCUGUCUUUCUCUGAAUUGACUGUACAUGCAUUUGCUUGCAAAACCAAAGGCAAACACAGAGAGGAGUGGAAGGCUGCCAUGGAAUUAAUCUUGUGCAUUAAUUAAUUAAGUUUAAUCAGCAGUCAUUAUUAAUGUAUCUGCAUUCUACCAGUAGUACAAAACACAGAUGUUUUAGCUUUGAAAGAGGGAUUCAGCUUCUGCAGCAUCUCUCUUUACCACCCUUUUACCCAUUGUGAACUUUUUCAGAGCAGUCUCCUCUUGGGAUGCCAGCGAAGGGCAUAGAGCAGAAAUAAGAAGAAGCAGGCAGUAGAGAAGAAAAGAAGUGAAGGCAGGAUCACAAGCAGAUAUAUUUCUUUAUUUCAAACCACGCAGAAGCUAGUGUAAUCUGAGGCAAGGCAAGGGGAAGCAUAAAGGACCUGCCCGUUUGCCAGGCUCAUGGAGGGGCAGUGUCACAGGGAGCCCACAAGGGACACAGGUGGGCCCAGGGGUGGGUGAAGGAAAUCAGUCUGUUGUAGUGAUAACUUAAUGCCUUGUGUGACUCUGGUGUCAGGCUUCUGGUUUUUUGCAUGAGCAGAUAAUUCACAGGCUAUUUCAAGUACUUUGAGGAGCUCUCCCUUGCCUUCUAUCAGUCAGUUUGCAAGUUUGUAUAUGUAUUUUUGGCAGAAUCAAGUCUAGAGAAUAUCACUAUUUGUUUGUUCUGCUUUGGCAAUGCCAGAACAGGUACAAGAGUAGUUACAAACUCUCAGCUAAUAAAUGUUUCUGUGCAGGUCCAUUAUAACUUAGAAAAAAAAAAUCCGUCGAGCACAUUUACUUGUAUUUUGUGGCAAAUGUGACGUACUCUUCAAAAUUGCUUAAUGGUAUAGAACAGCAGUUACUAAAGUUGCCUUUUUACUCCAAAUUCAGAGCACAUUUCUCUAGUAACUGACUUAAAAUAUCUUCAAUUAACAUAAUAAAACAUUUCUGUGGUGCUUCUUUAUACCAUUCUAACUGGAAGACUGACAUUCCUUUAUAUGGUGACUUACCUGUUUGCAGCCCAUUUUGUAUGGGAAAUCCAAGAAAGGGAUCCCACAUUUCAAGUAGGUGUCUAUCAAAAUUUAAUGUCUAUGUAACGUUUCUGUAGAUUUAUCAGGGGAAAAAUUGAGUCAUAUUGAACUCUAGAAGUGCUCAGUUUUAAUUGCAGGGGAUUCAUGUUUUUCUUGAUUUCCCAACACAAGAACACACACAUAUUGUUUGAAGUAUUUUAUAAAUUCAUUUACAGUAUAUCAAAAGUAUAUCUUUAGCAAACCCAUAGAAAUAUAGAAUAAGUGAUAAAUACUACUGUUUGGAGUGCUGCUUAAUAAAGAGGUUUGUCAUGUUUAUAAAUAGUCCUUCACAAUUUGUGUUACAUCUUGAAAAUGUUGUUUUCUUCUCCAAUAAGCUAAUCACUCCUUGGGAUUUUUUAAUUAUUUCUCAGGCAAGAUAACUAAAUGGAAGUCACCAGUGAAAAUAACACUAAUCAUUAUCUACAGGGCCUUUAAUCUUUAAAGCACUAUUCUUAUAUCACUGCAAUGUCAUGAUCUUUUCAAUCAGUAGUGAUUAUGAUCACAUUUUAAAGAUAUGGAAAUGAAAGAAAAAAGGUUAAGUAACUUGUGAGAGACCACAAACGUAGAAAUAUCCAGUUUAGAAAUAAAAGUGGAUUCUUGGCUUUUGUCCUAAAAUUUCUAAUACUCUGCCAUACAAGAUCUUCAUUGUUGUUGAUAGGCAAUAACCUCUACCGAGAUUUUUAUGUAUUGCCAAAUAAAUUUUUGUUACUAUUAGUACAGGAUUUGAGCAAAUAGUGUUGUGGUUUACUUGGAAAAUGAAAACUCAUUUUCAAACACUAUUCAUUUAUGGAACUGUGCAAUUGGAUUUUAUUUAAUUUUCUGUCACUUGGGCUUGGCCACAUAGGUAUAGUACCUGUUUUGUCCUUCAUUGACUGAAUGUAGAAAAACACAUGAUGAUCACAUGCCACAGGCUGGAGUUUUGUGAUUGGUUUUGCUGACACAGUCACUUACUCUCAAAAUUUCAAUUUCUUGAUAUUGGACUUCACAUAUUCAAGUUGUCCGUGGAGUUUUAUGGAUAAAAUAACAUGAAUUUUAGUAAAUAACUCAAUAAUUCACAAUAUUAGUUCUUCAUUUUAGUUUUUUUGGCCUUCAGUAGUCCACGGUAAAACCUGAAACUUUUCAAAUAAGUGUCUAAAAUUUGUCACAUUUUUUUCUGUAGUAACUGGAUAUAUUUGUUGAUUUUUUUAGUGACAAACUUUUCAAACGAGACAUAUUUUUUAAUGAUUGAUUAACCUGGGACCUGUAAGAAAAGCAUAUAUAAAGCAUGUAUUUAAAGUAUGUAUUGAAUCUACUAUUUCUAGCAUUGCUUUCGAUUAAUUCAAUCAUAUUAUGCUAAAUUACCCUUGGCAUUGAGGAAGCAGAUGUACAGUGUCCAUUAUACCACCACAAAGACUUAAUUUUGCUGUAAAUAUCUCUCUUGCCUGCUCUUUUUAUAAAAAAUUAAUUCUAAGAUUCAUAUUUCCUUCUAAUGGAAAUUUUUAGAAAAGAAACAUGGUAGUAGAAGGCACCUCAGUUGAGAAAACCUGUUUCUGAAAGCAACAUACGGUUUUUGAUGGGCUUGUGAAUGAACAACUUUAAUGAACUGAUUCUGCAAGUUGUCAGACACUUAGCUCUAAAUAAAGUCAAUAAAAAUUGAGGCAUUUCAGCAAAGAAGGUGCUCAACUGAUAGCAAGACUGGGAGCCCUUGGCAUUAAGAGGUCCCUCUUGAGCUCCGUUGAGCAGAAGGCAGAUAUUGCUCUCCUAAAUGCGUCGACUUCAUGCUCUGUGUUGUUCAUUUCAGCCCAGUUUCACAGGGGUCACUUUAUUCUCCUGUUGCACCUUGGGCACCUGUGCUGUUUCAGUACCUGUUCCAGGUUAUGGUGCUGAGGUGGAGCAGCUACCAGAGCUGCUCAUGAAGAUGAGCUUUGUUAUGUCAUUUUCUUUGUUCGGUUUCACUGUGCCAGAUUGCGUAGAGGUAUGUUUCUCUUUGGGACAGUUUGCAGGAUUUCUGAUGUAACAACUUCUACACAAAAAGGAUGCAAAGCUGCUCCUGUGUGCUAGCCUCUUGGCCUCCCUCUACCAGGCUGUACAAGCUUCUCUAAGAUUGCAGCAGUCUCACAAACUGGUCUGGCAGCUUAGCUAGAGAUGUGCAGCUGAUGGCUCCUUUCCCUGUUGACUUUUUGACCCCUCUGAAGCUGUGUUUCAAACAUCAUUUGGAAGAUGUUCAGGCUCCCCCAGUCCUCCUCUUUGCUCCUGACUCUGCAUUGGUUGUGCUGUUUCUAGAAGAGCUAAGGUCCAGCCUGGAAGGUGGUUCCUAUUUUCAUCAUUGUCUUUUGGACAUCCCAGGAAUAUAGCACAUAAGAUCAAGCUGAAACACAAAAGAUUUUUUUUUUGUCCAAUUCAUUAUAUCUAAGGAUGCGUGAAAUGGAACUCUGAGACAGACAGCUUGCUUUUCCCUGGCCAUAAAAUAGUAGUCUAUUUACGCCUACCAGCCCGUCCCAGCAACUUCUGCCUACACUCUAGAAACUAAAUCCUAUCUCUGACAUCCAUUAGAAACAGUGUGCUGGAUGCCCCGUCCUCAUCUUUACUCUUUAAGUUUCACGCUUCAUAAAUGACAAUCACUGCUUGAUGCGAAUGUUGCACUCUAUGCCACUCAGGGAUGUUUCAUUACUGAAAAUAACUGUAAAUAACAGUGAUAAUACAGAAGAGAAUGUUAGAGGCUUUGAAGGGCAUGGGUUGAGCUGCCCAAGUGAACAUGACCCAGACAAGGCUUUCAAGCCAAUGAUUAGAGGUAACAUUGUUAUAAACUGAAUUCACUGUCAGCAUUUCCUCAGCUUGAUCUGUCAGACUUUGCCUGUUGUUUCACAGUCAGCAGAGUCCUACUGACCCAUCAGCUCAUGUUGUUAAGGUCCUUUUAAGAACAAAGUAUAAGCAAGCUUUGUAUGAAUUACUGACAAAUGACAAAUUUCAAAGUACUCAGAUUAUGUAUCAUUAAUGUGAGCUCAUAUUCAGACUUGCUGCAGGCAUGUAAGAAGAAAGUUUAAGACAUGGAAUAAGUAUGUCAGCAAUGACAAGAGUACCGAGCUAGGACAUGGAGAAGUGACUGUGAAGAACACGCAGACAUGAGCGAGUGGCUAACAGCUACCAUUUUCUCUCAGGGAUGCACAAAAUCAUAGCUAGCCCACGACUCUGUAGCAAUGCUUCUCCAUGGUAUGAUUAGUUCCUUUCUCACAUCAAGAAAACAUUACCCCAUUUUAUACUGUGCUAGUGAAAAGUACUCCCACUUCCUAGAGUUUUGAAAUGUGCUUAUCCCUAGCUUUACACCACAGGUUUUCUGUCAUUACAAGAACACACACAGAAGGAUAAAUUGAGGUGGAUUACUUUGCCAGUCAUUAAUUCCAUGUCUUCAACCAAGAGGUUUUCCUCAGCUCUGAAUAUGAUCAUUGCUCCUGUUAUCACAGUGAGUAUGUGUGGUUUUUGACUCCUUCAAUCCUCUGAACUCCCUCCACCUAGAAGACUGAUGGACAGCUUCAGAAGGUGAAGAGGCCAGUGUCACUGCAUCAGGAUAUUCACUAUCAUAUUCUUUGCCAAGCAUCCCAUUGCAAUUUUUAUUUUGAUCCUUCAGGUUGCUAGGAGCCAUGUCCAAGUGACUGAAGUUCUUGUUAGCAUGAUAGCUUCCCAUUAAAAGGUUCAGUCUUAUGCUCAGAGGACCUAUCCUCUCUUUCCUCUUCCUUUUACUCCUAGCUCCUAGUGAAUGAGGCUUGGAGUAGUAAGUCACUCGUCUUCAUUCUGUCUCAAAGUUGAUCAGUACUUGCAACCUGCAAGGGAAACUCCACCCAGAUGGUAGAAAGGAAGCUCCUUCCUCCUCUUCCUUCAUGCUCCCACUUAUCUGUGUUGUGCCUGUAUGCAUCGUCCUUGCAUGAAUUGUCCCUGCAUGACUGUGUGACAAUGAGCCCAACACUCCAGUAAGUUAUCCCAGUUGUUUGCAGCUCCAAAAGCCACUUAUAUAUGCAGUCUGCAGACAAGAGUCAUUGUGAAAAGAAGAGGCCUAAAACUUCUGCAGUGGUAGCUCACAGGUAACUCUCCUAAAAAGGCAGGCUGAACAUGCAGGGGCAGCUGUGUCUGUGUCCUCCAAAUGACCCUUGCAUUGCAUUUCUGUUGAGAGGAUAAGGCAAUGAACAAAAUGCUCUGGGAAAGGAGAAGUAUUUCCUGGGUGUUACUGCAGGCAGUGAGUAUAAUACUGCUCACAGUGAGUUCAGUAACAUGAUGUACUACAUUCGCAUAAUUUCAUCAUCCUCACAAUUCAAGCACAUCACAUAGGGAAAGUGAAAGAAAACAGCAUUGGAUAUAGCAGCAAUAAGUAAAUUGUAAUUGUUUCUCUGUAGCUGUACUUGCAGAAAUUGUUUGCUUUGCACGUGGUCUUCUGUACAAUAACAUAAAGAGAAAAAUCAACUAAUGUAGAUAUCAUGGUGAUUUUGCAUAUUUUUUGAUUUGUUGGAUAUAGCUGCUAAUUUAUGAAUGAAGAUACUGCUGUUGAGAAAAUUUUUUGUGCUUCAAGAAAAUGCUGAGGUCCUUGUUUAUGACUAUACAUGGACAGCAGUAAAGUAUGUUCAAUAUAAGACUCUGGAGAGAAUUUAAAAAAUGGCUCCUUCUUAAGAACACACUGGGCCCUUAUUUGGGCAACAGGAAUGCAACUGAAUUGAAACACAAGCAGGAGCAGAUGGUUAACCACCAAGAACAGGAAAGAACAGGCUUUACCUUGACAACUGUUUUAGAUAAAACCAGCUUAUUUGGAAAAAAAAAAAAAAAAAAAAAAAAAAAAAAAAAGGCACUUAUAUUUGUCUUGAUUAGACACGCAGCUUAAUUAAGUCAAAGUAACUACAUUAGGCUGUUGACUUUGGGGAUUCAGAUUCAGAUGCACUACAUUUGUGGUUUUUUUAAUGUGUCACUUCAAUGUCAGAAUCAGGCAAAAAAGGUGUUUUGUUGUUAGUAAAAAAAAAAGCUAAUAAUCAUUUAACCCUACGGAGUGUGGACCACAUUCUCCUGCAGUAUAUGGGGAUUUAUGCGUGCACUUAUUUUUAAAAAGCCACUGAGUAGCAUAGACAGUGAACUAGCCAUGAUAGUCUUUGCCUCUUGUGUGACUGCCAUGUGACCUCUAGUACACUUUCGGGAGCAGCUCUGUGAUUGUACUUGUGGCAACAAAUAAAGCACAACUGAACUCUAAGCUGUUAUCAACGCUCAGCUAAAUCAAAUACAUUGGGUAUUUUGAGAUUUAUGCUAAUCGCUAUAAUUCCCAUGUCAAACUAAUUACUUCAGUUGUAAUGAAUGGAUGACAUAAAGAAUAUAGGAAUAUUAACAGCAACAAAAUCCCUUAUUUUACAGCUGCACUCUCUGCCUCAUUUGAUUAACACUAAAGAACUUACUUAAAAACUAAACAAACAAGAAGAAAGAAACAUGAGUAUGUAUUGUAGAAAUGUAGAAGACAAAUAAAAUAUUUUUUCAUAUGUAAUUACUUUUAAUAUAUGCUUGUGGAACGUCCAAUACUAUGUAUGCUGUCUCUGUAAUUUUUGCUGUAAAUAACUUGGGACAGUGAAUACACUGAUUUUUUCUAUGUCUUUGUUUAAACAUAAGACUUUGUAAUGUUGGCUUUUUUUUAAAGAGGAAAAACAUCAAAGAUCAAAUUAUGUACUUGCUUCCUGUAAGUGUAAUUACUCUUCAGUUUUUAUGGAAACUGAUUGUAAUAGAUAAAGCCUUUUGAUCAGCCGUUGA
Molecule: messenger RNA, 10040 nt
Organism: Passer montanus (Eurasian tree sparrow)
Lineage: Eukaryota; Metazoa; Chordata; Aves; Passeriformes; Passeridae
Gene: RORB
Product: RAR related orphan receptor B
Exons: 10
Coding region: 431-1810 (459 amino acids)
Biological process (GO): regulation of transcription by RNA polymerase II
Cellular component (GO): nucleus
Molecular function (GO): nuclear receptor activity; zinc ion binding; RNA polymerase II cis-regulatory region sequence-specific DNA binding
Source: RefSeq, a predicted model, not a curated record